AUGGCUACCAGUCAGGACGCAAUGAGCAAAACGGCGGACACGGCGCCUGUAAAGACAGGAAAGGCGACUGCUGAUGCGAAGAAGACGACGAUAAGAUAUCCCUUUUGGUUUGGCGGAAGUGCCAGUAGCAUGGCAGCUUGCGUUACACAUCCUUUGGAUCUUGGCAAUGCGCCCAAGAACAUGGUCGGUACAUUCGUCCACAUUCUCCGUCACGAUGGUCCCCUCGGUCUUUACAGCGGCAUAUCCGCCUCUCUCCUGCGCCAGAUGACAUAUUCAACCGUGCGAUUCGGCGUCUACGAAGAGGUCAAGACACGUCUUACACGCCGUAACGAAGGCCGCGAUCCAUCUUUUAUGACACUCGUUGCCCUAGCCGCUGGAUCUGGUUUCGUAGGUGGCAUUGCUGGAAACUUUGCCGAUGUUCUCAACGUGCGCAUGCAACACGAUGCUGCGCUUCCUCCUGCUGAGCGUCGAAACUAUCGUCACGCUUUUGACGGCAUGGUCCGUAUGGCGCGUGAGGAGGGGCCUAAGAGUAUGUUCCGUGGAUGGUUGCCCAACAGUGGCCGUGCCAUGUUCAUGACUGCUGGUCAGCUUGCCAGCUACGACGUUUCAAAGAGUUUGCUUCUCCAGUAUACGCCCAUGGAGGAUAACCUCAAGACUCACUUUACUUCUUCGUUCAUCGCUGGUCUGGUCGCUGCUACUGUAACAAGCCCUAUCGACGUCAUCAAGACUCGUGUUAUGUCUUCAGCCUAUGAUCACAACAUCUUGCACCUGAUUCGCGACAUUCACCGAACUGACGGUCUUAUGUGGAUGUUCAAGGGCUGGGUUCCAAGCUUCCUCCGACUCGGACCACAAACUAUUUGUACAUUUGUCUUCCUAGAGAUGCACCGAAAGGCCUACCGCAAGGUUAAGGGCUUGGAUACUAACCUGUAG
This is a messenger RNA of Fusarium proliferatum ET1, 930 nucleotides long. Its product is annotated as putative dicarboxylate carrier protein. The transcript is spliced from 3 exons. Gene Ontology annotation, molecular function: antiporter activity; oxaloacetate transmembrane transporter activity; thiosulfate transmembrane transporter activity. NCBI's taxonomy places the organism in Eukaryota, Fungi, Ascomycota, Sordariomycetes, Hypocreales, Nectriaceae. Gene Ontology annotation, biological process: thiosulfate transport; succinate transmembrane transport; oxaloacetate transport. Bases 1 to 930 code for a protein of 309 amino acids. The record is from RefSeq and is a predicted model, not a curated record.